UCAAUAUAGAAGAUCCUCAAGAUUGUUGAUGAAAUCUGCAGAAUCUUGCUUUCCUAAACUAUACAGAUAUCCUAAAGAUUUGCCUCUCAAUCGCCUUCUAUUUAAAGCCCAAUUGCCCUUUUCUUCAAUUUCAUCAUCAUCAUCAUCAUCAUCUUCAUCUCUUAACAUCUUCUGCCUCUUCUACCUUUAUUUUAUAAAAGAAAUAUUUUCAAUACUAUAUCUAUCCAAUUUUCAAUCAUGGGUGUGGCUGCUGGUGAUGCUCAACCUCAGUUUCAUGUUCUUGCUGUUGAUGACAGCGUUAUUGACAGAAAGUUGAUUGAAAAACUCCUUAAAACUUCUUCUUAUCAAGUUACUGCUGUGGACUCUGUGAGUAAGGCCUUGGACUUCUUGGGGUUGUUGAAUGAAGAAGAUGAUGAGAGAAAUUCAGAAUUUGCUUCUGUCAGUUUGAUUAUUACAGAUUACAGUAUGCCAGGAAUGACCGGCUAUGAUCUUCUCAGAAAAAUCAAGAAUUCUACAUCAUUAAAAGACAUUCCAGUUGUGAUGAUGUCAUCAGAAAAUAUUCCUUCAAGAAUUAACAGGUGUUUGGAGGAAGGAGCUGAAGAAUUCUUUUUGAAGCCAGUUCAAUUAUCAGAUGUAAGCAAGCUUAAGCCUCAUCUCAUGGAGGAAAAAUCAAAGGAGAUUCCCGGCAGAUGUUCCAGCAGUAGUCAACAACAAUGUUUCGGGCCAGCGAGCUCCAUCUGUAUCUAAAACCUGGCUUUAUAUAGAUUGCCAGAUCUCGGUUACGUCUCAUUUCUGGUUGUAAUUGUGGAUGACAUUGUUUGCAUAUAUAGCAGUGCUAUUUGUAUGCACAAAGCUAUUUGGUCAUCAAUGCGCGGCCUGUGGUUCUGCUAAUUAGGGUCAUAAUCUCCAUAGUUGAUGUUCCUGCCUUUCCAAGAGUUUAUAUGCCAGCAACGACCAAAAAUUGCCGAACAUAGAAAGGUAGAAGAUGGACAAUAAUUAAAUAGAAGAACAUGAAGUUCAUUUCGUCAGAAAAAUGCACCAAAGACGGACGGCAAUGUGCUGCAAAUGCAAAGCACUCUUAGCUUCAUGGUAGAAUUUUUGAAGCUAAGAAGAUGGUUCUCACACCCAGUUCAUUGUAACUAAAAUUUUGUAAGGAUACAUUAUGAGGAGGCUCCAUGUGUGACAGAUUACAGAAGCUAGUGACUAAAGGCGACCACCUUUUUCUCAUUUUUGUCUCCAGAAGCUCUUGUAUACAGUAACAUAGAUUCUCACCUCUAAGCCAUCACAUAUUCAUUAAUUCCUGAAAUCCUAUACGAUAUUAAUUAUUCUCCCUACUUUCUAUUAAUUUCUUGCACAUUCCACCAAUUCUUCCUA
Pistacia vera is the source of this 1374-nucleotide messenger RNA. Its product is annotated as two-component response regulator ORR9-like. Lineage: Eukaryota; Viridiplantae; Streptophyta; Magnoliopsida; Sapindales; Anacardiaceae. The transcript is spliced from 2 exons. Gene Ontology annotation, biological process: phosphorelay signal transduction system; cytokinin-activated signaling pathway. Bases 238 to 747 code for a protein of 169 amino acids. The record is from RefSeq and is a predicted model, not a curated record.